AUGGAUCCCAACUUCGUGCAAGGACUUCACACUCUCCUCGUUCAGUCUACCGCGAACGAUACGGUGCAGCUCAAAGCUGCCACCGCCCAGCUCAACCGAGAGUAUUACAAAAAACCAGCAUGCAUACCCGCUCUUGCUAACAUCAUCGCGAGCUCGCCUGACCAGGGCGUCCGUCAACUCGCCGCUGUAGAACUACGCAAGCGGGUUGCUCUUGCUAGUGGCGAACUAUGGCUUGCAAUCUCACAAAGUGACCGGGAACAAAUCAAGGCUAAGCUGCCUGAGCUCGUCCUCUCGGAUCCCAGCAAUCUCGUCCGGCAUUCGACCGCGCGUGUCAUCGCAGCUAUUGCAGGCAUCGAGAUCCCUGUAGGGCAAUGGCAAUCCCUCCUUCCUUUCCUCCAGCAGACAUGCACGUCCGCUACCGCUUCGCACCGCGAAGUCGGCAUCUAUAUCCUUUAUACGGUGCUCGAGAACAUCGUUGAAGGCUUCGAGAACCACCUCAAGGAGCUCUUUACGCUGUUUGGUGCGCUGUUGAACGACCCUGAAAGCCUUGAGGUCAGGAUCACUACUGUCCGCGCUCUCGGUGUCAUAGCGCAAUACAUUGAUCAAGAUGAUAAGGAAGACAUCAAAGCGUUCCAGAGCAUGCUUCCUGCGAUGAUCACAACGAUUGGCCAGUGCGUCGAGGGUGGAAACGAGCCGGGCGCGCGGCAGUUAUUCGAUGUGCUCGAAACGCUGUUGAUCCUCGAGACACCUUUGCUCGGUCAACAUAUCCCGCAGCUUGUCCAAUUCCUCUUGACAUGUGGCGCUAACAGGACCUUCGAGAAUGAGCUGCGCGUGCUUGCUCUGAACGCCCUCAACUGGACCGUGCAGUACAAAAAGUCGAAGGUGCAGGCGAAUAACAUCGCGCCUGUCAUCCUCGAGGGCCUCAUGCCCAUUGCGACGGAGCCUGAGCCCGAGGAUGCUGAUGAGGAUGCUCCCUCCCGCUCCGCUCUCCGCAUCGUCGACUGCCUGGCGACUAACCUUCCGCCCACGCAGGUGUUCCCUCCUCUCCGGAACCUCAUCCAGCAGUACUUCUCGUCGCCUGAUCCGACCUUCCGUCGGGGCGCGAUGCUCGCGCUCGGCGUGUCUGUGGAGGGCUGCAGCGAAUUCAUGACCCCGCUCAUGCCGCAGGUAUGGCCGAUGAUCGAGGUCGGCCUGCACGACUCCGAUGGGCAGGUGCGCAAGGCGAGCUGCAUCGCGGUCAGUUGCUUGUGCGAGUGGCUCGAGGAGGAGUGCGCGUCGAAGCACGCGGUGCUCGUGCCGACUAUUAUGCAGCUCGUGAACGACCCCGCUACGCAACGCAACGCGUGCACCGCGCUCGACGCGCUGCUCGAGGUCAUGCACGAGACGAUUGGGACGUACCUCGAGAUGAUCAUGCAGCAGAUGGUCGGCCUGCUCGACACUGCGCCGAUCCCCGUCAAGUCGGUCGUGAUCGGCGCCAUCGGCAGCGCCGCGCACGCGUCUGGCGACAAGUUCCUCCCGUACUUCCCCAGCAUCAUGGAGCGCUUCAAGCACUUCCUGGUCCUCCGCGGCGAGGGCGAGGAACAGGAGCUUCGGGGAAUCACCAUGGACGCCGUCGGCACGUUCGCGGAGGCGGUCGGCAAGGAGCACUUCAGCCCAUACGUGACUGACAUGAUGAACUGCGCGUUCGACGGCAUCGAUAUGGGCAGUGCUCGCCUGCGCGAGUGCAGCUUCCUGUUCUUCGGCAUCCUCUCACGUGUCUUCGGAGAUGACUUCGCCGUGUACCUGCCCAAGAUCGUUCCGGCCCUGGUGGCGAGCUGCCAGCAAGCGGAGCACGGUGAUGAUUCUGGAGCCGUCGCGACAUCGAACUCUGAGAACCUCGCCAACUUCGCGACGGGCACCUCGCCUGCGAACGCAAUCACUGUCACUGACGGCGAGAACGGCAGCGUCGAUAUUGAGGAGGAUGUCGACCUGGACAAGCUGCUCGACGUCAACAGCACCAUUUGCAUCGAGAAGGAGAUCGCCGCCGACACCGUGGGCACGUUGUUCGCCGCCACCCGAAGCCACUUCCUGCCUUACGUUGAGCAAUGCACGAUCGAGCUCAUCAGUCUGCUCCCGCACUACUACGAUGGUAUCAGGAAGUCCGCGGUGGACUCGCUGCUGGAGAUCGUCAGGACGUUCUAUGAGCUGAGCAGCCCCCAGGAGUGGACACCUGGUCUGACGGCUGCGCCCCUCAGUGCUCAGGUCGUGCAGCUCAUCAACCACAUAUGGCCUCCUCUCUUCGAGAUGUACGAGUCUGAGGACAACAAAAAGGUAGUGUCGUCCUUGUGCGUCGGUUUGGCAGAGACCAUCAACAAAGUCGGCCCCGGCUUCCUGGACGGACGUCUGGAGCAGGUCGGGACAAUUGCAAACCAGGUCCUUGAUCAGAAGGCUAUCUGCCAGCAGGACCCUGAUCAGGAUGAGGAGGAAGAAGCACCGGAGGAUCAGGCGGAAUACGAUUCUAUGCUUAUCUCUUCGGCAGGCGACCUUGUUGCUGCACUGGCAAACGCCCUCGGCCAGAACUUCUCACCAGCAUUCCAGACCUUCCUCCCUCUUAUCUCCAAGUACUAUAAAAAGAACCGGUCGUUGAGCGACCGUUCAUCCGCCAUUGGGUGUCUAUCGGAGAUCAUCGCUGGGAUGAAGGGCGCUGUCACGCCCUUCACGGAACCGCUUCUUGACCUCUUCUUCCGCGCACUAUCCGACGACGAGGCCGAAGUGCAGUGCAACGCUGCAUUUGCUGUUGGCCUCUUGAUCGAGCACUCUCAGCUGGACCUCUCGCAACACUACCUGAAGGUGCUCGCGUCGAUUCGUCCGUUGUUCGUCGUCGCCCCCGAUGCACCCGUCCUCCCUGUCUUCUUCGACGCCCUUCCGCUCAAGAACGACUACCUUGAGAACCGCCCCGUGUUCGCCGCCAUCUUCCACCUGUUCAAGACGAAUACGGCGGUGCUCCACCCGUACUUGGACCGCCUGCUCAGCGUCUUCGCCUUGUCCUCGACCCCAGCGGCCCCGAGCAGGUCGGCGACGAGAUCCGGGCAGAGCUCAUCAACCUGA
Messenger RNA from Fomitopsis serialis, 3087 nucleotides. RefSeq names its product ARM repeat-containing protein. Gene Ontology annotation, molecular function: small GTPase binding; nuclear import signal receptor activity. The transcript is spliced from 15 exons. Gene Ontology annotation, biological process: protein import into nucleus. Gene Ontology annotation, cellular component: nucleus; cytoplasm. The record is from RefSeq and is a predicted model, not a curated record. NCBI's taxonomy places the organism in Eukaryota, Fungi, Basidiomycota, Agaricomycetes, Polyporales, Fomitopsidaceae. The coding region runs from base 1 to 3087 and encodes 1028 amino acids.